Molecule: messenger RNA, 1982 nt
Organism: Durio zibethinus
Lineage: Eukaryota; Viridiplantae; Streptophyta; Magnoliopsida; Malvales; Malvaceae
Product: Mitochondrial glycoprotein family protein
Cellular component (GO): mitochondrial matrix
Source: RefSeq, a predicted model, not a curated record
CUCCGUAUAAAUGUUUGCCCGGUCGGUUAACCCCGAUUCAUCAUAAAUAGGAAAAAAUCAAGUCACGAACAGGAAAAAAUAAAAUGGCUCGGUUCAUUCGAACGGCUCAAAGAACAAUUGUCUCUUCUGCUUCGAAAACCCUAAGCAAUGGCAACCAAUCACGAAUCGCAACGGCAGCUUCACUUAUCCAAUUCAAACGAUACGCGACCUGCAAAACCCACCUAUCGCCUUUCAAAACCAACAUCCUCAGAAUCCUAAGCAACGAGAUCGAGUACCAGCACGACUACGCCCCUCCCCAUCAGCCUGCUACGAGUUUCAAAUCAUUUACGGUCCAAGACCGACCGGGGGGGAAGUGGAUGACAAUGAGGGGAAAAUAUGGAGACAGUGAGGAAAUUAAAAUUGAAGUUACUAUGUUUGACGGUUGUGUGUUUGUUCCAAAGCCUGGAGAAGAUAGCAAUGGGGAAAAUGUGCUUCUUCACAUUAGCUUGCUUGUUGAUAUUUCCAAGGGUCAAGGUUGUCCUGAAAUGGAAUUCUUGUGCUCGGCUUGGCCUGACCGUUUAGAAAUCCAGAAAGUUUACUUACUAAAUCGCGAUAAGAUUGUUAUUAAUCCUUACAUGGGACCUGAUUUCAGAAAAAUGGAUGGGAAGCUUCAGAAGAUGCUUUGUGAUUACUUAGAAGCGAGGGGGGUAAAUAGUGAACUUUGUGUUUUUUUGCAUGAGUAUAUGAUGAACAAGGAUAGAAUUGAACUCAUCCAAUGGCUGGGAAAUGUCAAAUCCUUUGUGGAAAAAUAGAAUGAGUUAUGUCUUUGAAAAUUUGAUCUUGCUGAUUAGAAGUAUCUGUACUAGGAUCAUGGUAGUUUUGGUUUAUAUUCCUCUUUGAUUUGUGGCUAUCCAAAGUGGAACAUAAAAUCCAAAUUGAUUGACCAUAUUGCGGCAUUUGACUACUCUCUGUUUUCUUGUCUUUGCUUUAACUAAGCUGCAGAAGAAGGUGAGUAGUUUCUUUGUGCAGGAUCUUUAGUGGUGCUGGUAACAAGAAGUUUCUGAGGAUUCUAUGUACUUGAUAACUCUCUUUUUUAGAGCUUUGAUAUGUUUUUAACCAAAUUUUAGGGUCUCAAAGUAGUUUACAACCUGUAUGUGAGGUGCUGUAGCAAUUCUUAUAAAGUAAUUAUAAUUGCAUUGUCUCAUAUCAAAGCAUUAUAUUGGAAGGUAAUUAGUAACUACAGAAAAGACAGUAACUUCAAAAUAAAACUUACUGAAGUAUAACAAACCUUGCCACUGAAAAAAAAAAAAUACUUAUGUCAAUAUCUGCAUGGACAUUUACCCCUUGACCUUUCCUUUCAAUCUGUUCUUCCAUCCUUCCUGCUAGCAGGAGGCUACAUUAUUUCUUGAACUAUGUGACGGGUGAAAGCAUGUGGUUGAGUAGCCUUAGCCUCUCUUUAUACCAUUAACUAAAGUAUUGCUACCUUCAUUGACCCUCUCUCGGUGUUGCACAGCUGAAAAUGCUCAAGGUGCUGUGUUGGUUAAAUUGCUCAUUUUUCUUUGCUUUUCUUAAUUGGAAACUCCUCCAUUUAGAAUCUCGAGAAAUUACACUGGUGAUGCUGCCAGGUAUGCUCCAUGAAUUUCUUUUGAUUUAUACAAAGGAGCAUAGAAUGAGUUGUGCGCCCUCCGCCCCAUCUUACUAAUAAGAAUGAAGGGCUUUGAUGCCAGCAAGCAAGCAUCCUUGUAGUUGUUGGGGAGUAGGGUUCCAAACCUUGUUUUUUAGUUUUUAUAGAAAAUAAUAACCCCAGUUUACUUUUUUUGUGGUGUUGUUGACGUUGUUGAAAGCGAAUUUUGAAGUAGGCCUCGCUUUUCGGAGCUGCUCCCAGCUCACACUAUGGUGGAGGAGGUGCCGUGAAGAUCUAGGAAUGUGAGCAGUACGAGCUGAAAGGCUCCCAUACUGUUUGGAGGGCAGGGGCAUAAAUGCCAAACAAAGCUGACCCCUAU